AUGAGGCUCGCAGUCGACUUGCUCGCAGAGCAGGGCACCGACUACUUUCAGGACUUCUUCUUCUACCACCAGUUGCGCGGAGUGAAGGGCGCUUACGUCCACGAUCCGGAGGACGAUGCUGCCGUCGCCGCCGAGAUGAUCUCCGUCUGCGAGGCACUCGAUUGGACGAAGAUGCCCCCCGCGUUGCAGGGGGAUUGGUACAUUGACGUUGGAUUGGAGAUUCGCCGGCCCUCCCAUGUCCUGCAGUGGAACACGCAUACGCACAAGAAGCUGGUGAAGGCACUGCUGCCGAGCCGCACUAUGACGCAGGUCAGCCAACUGUUGGCCGGCCCACGAUAUAUCCUGGACAACAACGCGCAGCUGAUGGACUUUGGGGGAUUCCGCUUACACCCUGAAGGCGCCGGAGCAUCGGAGGAGGUGGUGUACAUCAAUGUCUACACGACGGACAAGACAAUGCAUUAUCAGCUUCACCAUGGAGUCUUCGACCAAAUUAAGCCACGCGAUCUGUUCCCUGAGACAAUCGAGGCGACCAAGAAACAUAUCAACGAGUGGACGAAGACUUUCCGGGAGUCCAUGGAGCAUCAGCAGGAGGCCGCAGCACGAUGCGAGGUUCGCGUCACUUUUCGGAAGUACGCCACGGUGUUGCGAACCUGGCCGGACAGGAAUGUUUCUCGGUUCACGUCGGCAGUCCCUGCGAAGGCUUGGUGGUAUUACAACCGUGCCAUGGCCUGCUACUUUGUGAUGGCAAACUUGAAGGACUCAGGACCGGUACAGCGUGGAUGGGCCGAGAGCCUGGCUCUCGGUGCGACAAUCGCCUAUAUCUUGAAUGCGCUCCUCUACACCCCG
Rhodofomes roseus is the source of this 846-nucleotide messenger RNA. RefSeq lists its product as uncharacterized. The transcript has 2 exons. The record is from RefSeq and is a predicted model, not a curated record. Lineage: Eukaryota; Fungi; Basidiomycota; Agaricomycetes; Polyporales; Fomitopsidaceae. The annotation marks the transcript as partial.